This is a messenger RNA of Neltuma alba, 2360 nucleotides long. RefSeq lists its product as uncharacterized. The coding region runs from base 97 to 2043 and encodes 648 amino acids. Gene Ontology annotation, biological process: lipid catabolic process. The transcript has 9 exons. The record is from RefSeq and is a predicted model, not a curated record. Lineage: Eukaryota; Viridiplantae; Streptophyta; Magnoliopsida; Fabales; Fabaceae.
UUCUGCAUCUCUUCAUGUUCUUCAGUGUGCUGAUUGAAUCUAUCAUCUCUCGCGCGCUCUAUGUUUCUGCUGUUCGAACGCCUCUGAGAUCGGGAAAUGGAUAAUACAAUCAUGGCAACUGCAACCGUGGCUACGGCGGCCGGUGCGGCGGCUUUCUUAUACUAUACGUUGAAUCGGAGAUUACAGUGCUGCACAAGCAAGGGAGACAACGAAGAAAAUUUUAGUGUCGAUGACGCAUCCACAAAGAUGCCUAUAGGAAUUGACCGUGUUUCUCAUAGAUUAACACAAGCCCCUGCCACGUGGUUGGAGACAAUAUCAACACUGUCAGAGACUCUCCGUUUUACAUAUUCAGAGACUCUUGGGAAGUGGCCCAUUGGGGAUUUGGCAUUUGGUAUCAGCUUUCUAUUGAAGAGACAGGGAAACUUUCUUGUUGACAGUGUGUUCGCUGGCAGAGAUAGUAUACGGUUGAAAGGAUCUGAGAUUAAUGCUCAACUUAAAUAUCUCUUAAAUUUGCUGACACUCUGUUGGCAUUUUUCAAAGAAGCCACUUCCUUUGUUUUUGGAAGAAACUGGCUACAGUGAAGAGAACGUUCUCCUUCAAGAGCCUAAAGCAGGAAUUUUGAAGCCAGCAUUUACAGUAAUUGCUGAUCAUAAGACAAGAUGUUUUCUCCUGUUGAUUCGUGGCACACAUAGUAUCAAGGAUACUCUAACAGCAGCUACAGGAGCUGUGGUACCAUUUCAUCACACUGUAGUGCAUGAGGGUGGUGUUAGGGAUUUAGUCUUAGGAUAUGCACAUUGUGGAAUGGUUGCAGCUGCACGGUGGAUUGCAAAGCUCGCUACUCCUUGUCUUAUUGAAGCACUUGGCAGAAACCCUGACUAUAAAGUUAAGAUUGUAGGUCAUUCUUUGGGUGGAGGCACAGCAGCACUUCUAACAUAUAUAUUAAGAGAGCAAAAGGAAUUGUCAGAGACUUCAUGCGUUACAUUUGCUCCAGGUGCUUGUAUGACGUGGGAGUUGGCAGAGUCAGGCAAUGAUUUUAUUACUUCUGUUAUAAAUGGAGCUGAUUUGGUGCCUACAUUCUCCGCUGCUUCUGUGGAUGACUUGCGUGCUGAGGUGACAGCAUCAGCAUGGAUAAAUGACUUGAGGAAUCAAAUUGAGCAGACAAGAAUCCUGAGUACCGUUUACCGUUCUGCUUCAGCAUUGGGUUCGCACCUCCCAUCCAUUGCCACUGCUAGAGCAACGGUUGCUGGCGCUGGGGCAAUUUUACGACCAGUUUCCAAUGGCACCCAGGUUGUGAUGAGGAGGGCUCAUAGUGUGGCUCAGGCAGCAUGGAGACGUCCUGCCCUUGGCCUCUCAUCUUUGUCGUGUAUGGGUCCCCGCUGCCGUGUCAUGGUGGAUGCACACUCAAACUGCACAGAAGAGGUGAACUCUUCUAAAUGUUCAGCCUUUGACAUAGAGGAAACUUCUGAACCACUUCUAUCUUCCAGGAAGGGCGUGCAUGUGGCUGCCGUUCAGAACAUAGAGUUGCCUGUUUCUUCACCUGUAGGUAAAAUGAAUUCAGAUUCUGAGGGGGAUGUUGAUAACGACAGUGAUGAAGACCAUCACAGACCUGGGAAUUCAAUGAAUGAAGUGGAGUCAUGGCAACAACUAAAGCAUGAGUUGUGUGACAGAACCGAAGCAGAGGAGGCUGAUGUGACAAACGAGACAAGGGAAGAAGAAGUGGCAACCAUGGAGGAGGAAACCAAUAGCCAAGCCUUGAGUUUGGCACCCCAAGUGAAGGAAGUUCACAGAUUCUUCCCCCCAGGAAGGAUAAUGCACAUUGUUACGUUAAACUCUAGUCCCGCAAAGUGUGAAGAAAAUGAAGCCAGCCCAACCUCUUCUAGUUCAGACAAUAGCCAGCCAGAUGAGACCAAGAUAGGGAUUUUCCUAACUUCAAGGUCUUUAUACAGUAAGGUGAGGCUUUCACAGACCAUGAUAAGUGAUCACUUCAUGCCAGUUUAUAUAAGACAGAUCGAAAUGCUAAUCAAAGAACUUGAGGCGGAAUAGGAUCAUAGAACUCCAGAGGUAGCGUUGUGGGUGAAUUCACAGCAUCAAUAUUAAAUUUAAUUCGUAGCUGAGGUUGGGUGCCCCCCCCCCCCCCCAAAUCCCAAUAAUCUCGGAACUAACUCUAGCAGAGGUAGCCUUUUUGAGUUUUUCUGAACCAUCAAUCUCGUAACUAUACUAGAAGUAGGGAUUUUUGGAAAGCUGCUCAUCGAAGGAUUAUAUUGAGGAUGGCGUAUGGUCAGGGAAGAGCAAUUGUAAAUGGUUUCCCAAAGCUCCGGUUCUGUAAAGAAACUGACUGGAAAAGUAAACUAAGAAGAUGA